AUGCUCUCCACACCGUCCCUUCUCAUCUCUCUACUCUUGCUCCUCCUCUCCCACGCCGCCAGCCAUAGCAACGCAGCACAAGUCAAGCUCGGCUGGUGCUACGCCAUGAAACACUGCAACGCGCUCGGAGGGUACAAGCAAGUCAAUGGCGACUCGCAAGCCAUUGAUCAGCCCCUCUUUACGAACUACCCGAACUGCGCCUCCUUCCUGGCUGCGCCUGACCCGCCCGUCAAGCUGAAUGUUUGUCAAGGUCUCCAGCCUCAGAGCACUGACAUCCUUGUCCUUCUCACUCAGUCCGAGACGUGCGUCCAAGCAUGCGAUGCGGCCCACACGAGCGGAACCUGCGUUUCUGUGCCGGACAAUGCUGCGCCUGGCGCGGCAUACAAUAUCAUCAGCGAGGCCGCCCAUCGCUAUCAAUCCGAAGCCACGUACUGA
Molecule: messenger RNA, 435 nt
Organism: Jaminaea rosea
Lineage: Eukaryota; Fungi; Basidiomycota; Exobasidiomycetes; Microstromatales
Exons: 4
Coding region: 1-435 (144 amino acids)
Source: RefSeq, a predicted model, not a curated record